UCAGCUGCUCUGGCGGUCAUAGAGAAGGGUGGGUUUAUUGCGCAGAUAUAUUGUAAAUUUAAUGCUUUAGGUUGUAUAGCAGGUGCACUGUUAUAAGCAUGAAGAAGGGUCCGAGACUAAGGGCUCAUAUUUCUGUGUUUUUACUCCUGGGCUGUACGCCCCUUUAUUUUGUAACCUGUACAGCAAAUGGAGAUACGGAUAAUGGCAUAUUUUCAAUUCGUCAUGAAAGCUACAACAAGUGUCUUCAAGCUGAAAACUCCAAGCUGAGUUUAAUGGAAUGCAAAGACUCUUCUGCUUCUGUUCAGUGGAAAUGGGGAUCCGAACACAGACUUUUUCACAUUGGAUCAUCACAGUGCCUAGGAUUUGACUCCACAAGCAAAACCAUUGGAAUGUAUGAAUGUGACCAUAAAAAAGUAAUGUUAUGGUGGCGCUGCAGAGGAGGUAUUCUGUAUGGUGUAUUCCAGAGAUCAUUAGCUGUUUCAAAUGGAACCAUAACUACAAGCAGUGAUUUAACGGAUACGUGGGUCAGAGACAACAGCUCUGAAAAUAUCUGCCAGCGUCCUUAUAAAGUGGUGUAUACGACGAGAGGGAACUCCUUUGGGUCACCUUGCGAACUCCCGUUUCAAGUGAAUGGGACCUGGCAUCAUGACUGUAUCUCCGAUGGGAGAGAGGAAGGGAGGGAAUGGUGCCCCACCACUGCAGAUUAUGAUACAGAUGGCAAGUGGGGAGUCUGUCUGAAGCCUGAAAAAGGAUGCAAAGUCUUGUGGGAAGAGAGGGACGAACACUGCUACCAGUUUAACUUUCAGUCGGCGCUGACUUGGAAAGAUGCUCGUGUGUCAUGUCUGAGUCAAGGAGGGGAUUUACUGAGCAUGUAUAAUUCCUCUGAGCAGGCUUCCCUACACGCUGUGGAAAGCAACUUUCCUGAUUCUGUCUGGAUUGGAUUAAAUCAGCUGGAUAUGUCACAUGGGUGGCAGUGGUCUGACAGGACUCCACUUGUGUUUGUGGGCUGGAAUGAAGGGAUGCCUGUGAGAUCCAUGUUAAAAGAGUCCAGCUGUGGAGUGAUGAAUUCUCAAGGUGACUGGGAGAGAUGGUCUUGUGAAAUGAAGUUGCCAUACAUCUGCAAGAAACGCAUUCAUGAAUCACAGACUGAAAUAAACCCAUGGAUGUACAAAACAACCACUUGUGAAAAAGAGUGGCUUCCAUUUAAUGGGUUCUGUUAUAUGAUGGUGGAGGAGUCAAAUACCAUGCAGAAUGCUCAGAGUUCCUGUAAGGAGAGGGGAGGAGAUUUAAUCAGCAUUCACUCCUUAGCAGAUGUGGAGCUGAUCAUCACUAAACUCCAUAAAGAUGCUGAACAGGAAGUGUGGACAGGACUCAGGAGCAAUUCAGGCUUGUUCCAGUGGAGUGAUGAAUCUCCAGUUUCCUUCACAUACUGGAGUAGGGAUGAACCAAGUCUUCCUUCAGCUAGUACUGCUAACUGUGUGGCAUAUUCAGGAGAGCUUGGUCUUUGGAAAAUCAAACCGUGUGAUGAGAAGCUACCUUAUGUGUGCAAAAAGAGAGGUGAGGUAAAUGAAUCGGAGUCAGUCUCAGGCUGCCCGGCAGAAGGGAAUUGGAAGAGACAUGGCAAUUCGUGCUAUAAAGUGGAAAAUAAAGAGGUUAUGUUUAAGGAUAGAUGUGAUCUUACAAUAAGGAACGGGUUUGAACAGGCAUUUAUUAACAGCCUCAUUAGAGAAAACAUUCGAGAAGAAGCUCAGUACAUAUGGACAAGCUUUCACGACACAAAUGGUACUGGAGACUACCAGUGGCUGACCAAAAAUGGAGUAAUGGAUCGUGUCACGUACACUAACUGGAAUACAUUUGAACCAGCUCACCUCAAGGGCUGUGUUGCAAUGUCUGCUGGCAAGGCCCUGGGAAAGUGGGAGGUCAAGGAUUGUGAUACUUUUAAAGCCAUCUCCAUCUGCAAGAUGGACAUCGGUUCUCACACAGAACCAGAACCUGAACCCAAUCCUGAUGCCCCCUGUCCUCCUGGUUGGCAGUCUCAAAAAGGCCUUCUUUACUGUUACAAGGUUUUUCAUCAUGAAAGAAUAGUUCGUAAGAGGACUUGGGAAGAAGCAGAGAGGUUCUGUGAAGCGCUAGGAGCCCAUUUGCCCAGUUUCAGCCACCAUGAGGAGAUGGAAGCCCUACAUUACUUGUUAAGGGACACAAUCAGUAACAAUAGAUUUUUUUGGACUGGAUUGAAUAAGAGAAACCCAGAAUCUGAAAACAUGUGGGAAUGGAGUGAUAACAGACCAGUCUCCUCAGUCGUUUUUUCAGAAGAGUUUCAUGAAGAUGAUGAUUAUGAUCGUGACUGCGUUGCAUUUAAGACACAGAAGAGAACACUUACGCCUUUCUUCAUGAUUCUGUUUCACGAUUUAGUGACUAAGGAUUUUUAUGCACAUCCCUUCAAUUGUGAUGCCAAACUCGAGUGGAUAUGUCAGAUACCAAGAGGUGUGAAGCCAAAGACUCCAGAGUGGUUUAAUCCUGGAGGACAUCAUGAAACAUCAAUAUUUAUUGACGGAUAUGAAUUCUGGUUUGUGAAUGAUACAGUUCUGUCCUAUGAUGAAGCUCAAUUAUAUUGCAAAACCAACGAAAGCAAGCUGGCAGCUCCACAGACUUUCAAUGCAGCAAUAAAAAUAAAUGAAAAGCUGUCUGAGAUUUCUAGAAAUACCCGGCAGGGUUGGUGGGUGAAUAUGCGUGAUGCUGAGCACGUCUAUCCCAUAGGGUUUCCUCAUGGGAGAAUUUAUCCUUUUAUGCCGCCUUUUCUGGGCAUGUGUACUUUUAUGACUCCACAAUCCAUGUUUCCAGGUAUUAUGGGACAUAACUGUGAGCUUCCCCUGCCUUUUGUGUGUCAAAAAAUCAACUCAACAGUGAUGGAGACUGGCCCACUGGGACAUUCUAACAAGACGUGCCCAAAUAAUUCUCUUUCUCUUGGAGAAAAGUGUUACACUGCAAUUAAACCCCGUUACCUGACAUUUGAAAAAGCAAAUGAAUUGUGCAUGUCACUUGGUGGAACACUUCCAAGCAUCUCGAGUCAAGCUGAACAAGAUUUUGUUACCUCAUUACUGUACGGCCUGCAAAGUAAAGUGUGGGUUGGCUUGAAGAUGACGCGUACUUCUCUCCGGUGGACUGAUAAUUCCCCAGUCACAUAUGUCAAUUUCCACCCCCUGCUUCAUCGAAACCAACGGCGAAUUAAGAUCGAUCCUCGCAACCCAGACAGUGUGUGUGUAUAUGUCCUCAAUGAUGCCCGUUCAACUUUUGUGGGGACCUGGGAUUUCACUGCUUGCAAUGAUGCGCAGUAUAUGGCAGCUUGCCAAUUUUACACAGAUAAACCAGUUCAGCCAGAAAUCACACAGGACACUGAGGUUAAUGUUGCAGACCACAGAUUCAGAAUUAUCUGGAAGAAUGUCACAUGGUACGAGGCGCUUAAGCAGUGCGAACAGUACAAUAUGGAGCUGGCGAGCAUCUCGGACACCUACCAGCAGUCUCACCUCACUGUGAAAGUCAACCAGUACACACAACCCCUGUGGAUCGGUCUCUUCAGUGAAGAUAAUGGGGUCCACUACCGCUGGUCAGAUGGCAGCCACACAGUGUACAGUCGCUGGUCUGAGGAAGCACACAGUGGAGGUUGUGUUUACCUGGACACAGGUGGCUUCUGGAAAGCCACUGAGUGUGAAGAGCAGCUUUCAGGAGCCAUUUGCCACAUUCCUAAAAAUGAGACUGUUAACAUAACUGAAAGAAAUGUCACAAAAUGUCCGCACAAAAAAAAUGGACCUAACUGGGUUCCUUUUGAAAACAGCUGCUACACAUUUCAGUUGUCUGCAAAAAGAUGGGAGGAUUUUGAUGGAAUGGAAAUUCAUGGAGUGUGCAAGAAACUAGAUCCCAAUGCCGACAUUUUGAUUAUAAGGAAUGAAACCGAGAAUACUUUUGUGAUGGAGCAACUUCUGCCUUUCAAAGACCUUGUAGAGUGGGUGUGGCUUGGUUUAUAUUUCGACUCAAAUGAUGUGUCCAUGAAGUGGUCUGACGGCACCUAUGUUCAGUACUCGAACUGGAGAGACGGACGACCGCAACAAAAUGAUAGCUUCUUCUUUGCUGGAAUUCAUUAUGAUGGAAGCUGGGAUAUAGUGCCUUAUGCAUAUCGUGCGUUUUUCCAGCAGAAAAGUAUUGUUGCCUGCAAGAUCGAAAAAGGCUCGAAAGAGGAGUAUCACAAUAAAUUGCCUGAUACUGUGAUGUAUGGAAACUCCAUCUACAGAGUGAUACAGAAGAAAAUGAACUGGCAUGAGGCACUGAAAGAGUGCAAGAGAAGUGGCAGCCAUUUAGCUAGUAUCCAUGAUGAACCCCACCAUAUGUUUUUGAAGAACUUGACAAGAAUGGAUGGAUUUCCUCUUUGGAUCGGCCUUUCCAGUCUAGACGCUAGUGGCUCAUCCUUUGAGUGGUCCGAUGGAAAUGACUUUGAUUACAAGCCAUGGGAGUUUAAACAUUCAGAAGAUUCCAAUGGAUCCUGUGUCUUCAUGGAUACUAAAGGAUUCUGGAAACGCACCGAGUGUGACACUGUUGUACAAGGAGCUAUUUGUUACAGUGUGACUACUCCAAAGUCAGAUCCAAGGACUUCUGUUUCAUCUCCUGGGUGUCCUCAGAGUAGUGGCUCAUCUAACUGGAUUCAGUACAAAGACCACUGCUAUGCAUUUGACAUAAACUUCUUCAACUACUCAGUGUACACAAUGAAUGAAGCUAAACAAAUUUGUCAGCAACUUGAUGCGUCUUCACAGCUGCUGACCAUUAAAGAUUUGGAAGAGAAUGAAUUUGUUUACAAAUAUGUCAAAGAGCAUCCUAUCAUCACUGGCCGUGUUUGGCUCGGCAUUGAUCCCGGCUCCAAAGAUAAACCAGUCAGCUGGCUAGAUGGCACCAGUCUCAGCUUCUCUAACUGGGAAAAUAAUACUUCUCCACUGGAAUCUGAAUCCCGCUGUGCUGUCAUUGUGAGCAGAACUGGGAUCUGGAGAAAUGUUAGCUGCAAUGCGAUACGCAGUAGGAUAGUUUGUAAAGCUCCUGUCCGGUCGGAGAGGACAUCAGUAGUUAUCGCCUUCCUUUUGCUCAUCCUCGUAGCCAUAAUUGCUGGAAUACUUUUCUUAGUAUAUAGAAGAAACAGGGUACACUUUCCAUCCAUGUUUUCAAGGGUACGCUAUAAGAGAAGUGUGGAUGACCCCGACAGCACAAGCAUAAUAACACAGACUGACUGAAACCGAGAGUUCCCUUUUUUUACACCAAGAGGAAAAGAGCUACGUUGUUGCCAACAAAUGCCUACAAGCACUCCAGUUACAUUCUUUCAGUCUGUAGUGAAGAACUCCUAAGCUUGCAGUAAAAAUGUUUUAAGGUAAAAUGUCAAAGGCGAUGAGGUGAAGUGCUAGUUAAAUACAUGCACGUUUUUAUACAAGUCUUUUUAAAUUUCUUUACUCUCUAAGGUUUCAUUUUAAAUGACAUUGUUGCUUUGUUAAUUUAAAUUUAGCCAUAAGUGCAAAAGAGCUUACCACAUCCUGCUGGAAUAACCAUUUGAACAGUUCUGCUCAGACUAUUGGAAGGCUGAAGCUUAUCACAGUACAUCUUCUCCUGAACUAUCACUGGAACAAAUCUUUUUCUUAAAUUUUAGAACUGUUUAGUAUUAAUUGUAAAUGUAUCUGAUUAUUGAAUUAAUACAUUUUUGUAAAAAAAGUUCCUAAAAAAUAAUUUGAAAUUUUGGGAAUAGUUUAUUACUUCCUUUAGCUGGUGAAGUGAUUUUUUUUAACUUACAAACUACAAACAUUUUUUAUAACAACACUAAGGUCAUAUUAAGGAAGUAAUUCUACAAAGCCUUCAAUAAUCAGUCCUGAAUCAGAAUACCAAAUAAGAAGACAAACUCCUUACACUCCAUUCAAACUUCAGUGUCUCGAACAGGUACCUUUAAUUUAGUGUUAAUUAUUUAAGACUAGAAUUUGCUGUAAAUCUUAAGCCUUUAGUUGCGAUCUGCAACAGAACUAAAACCACUACAAUUUUACUUUCCAAAUGCCAAAGUGGACGCUGAUUGAGCUGCACUGAGUAUAAACCUCAUCAGUGUGUUUUCUUGAAUUUUACCACGUAGAUCUAGAGGAUAAGGAGAUAGCAGUGCAUGAACUGUAUUGAUAUGUUGUGUUUUUCAAGUGACUGCUACAAACCACCAAAUACUUGCACUAGAACCAGGGUUCUGUGGCACUCUGGUUCCUUUCUGUAAACUAAUCCAUAAUCAAUUUCCUUAAUUAUGGAAGUAAUCAGCAGGGUAUAUUGGGUAACCAGACACAGUUAAGUGGAUAAAUGUAAUUGGAUGGAUGUUCCAAGAUUGCCAAACCCUUAAACUACUGAAUAUAUGUGCACUUUAAAUUUUAAAAGUCUUACCAUUUGCAAGGCACAAAUUAAGUAGAUUAUAAAGAUAUUGUAACUUAACUGUUAGUAGCACUGUACCUGCUUUUGUAUAUUUUGUAAAUAUAUGAAGAUACUGUAUGUUUAUAUUUUUGAACUUCAGCCUAAACCAAAGAGGUUUGUGAAAUGAAAAUGAACCAUCGCAAUUUGGAUCUGUUGAUGUUGAACAUUCCUUUGACUGCUUGAGGGACAAAAUCAACUCUUGGAAACUAACAGGGAUGUAUAAGGAAAAAUAAUGAUAAAAAUAUCAUAAUUAUAUAAAUUGCUCUUCAAUUGUUAUGGAAUGUUUUAGUUUGUUUUUAAAUGUUUUUUUUUGUUUCCCUGGAGAAUCACCUGCUUUAUUUUUGCUAAAAUCAAGACCUUCCAAUAAAAAACUUCUGCCAAUUG
Molecule: messenger RNA, 6846 nt
Organism: Lepisosteus oculatus (spotted gar)
Lineage: Eukaryota; Metazoa; Chordata; Actinopteri; Semionotiformes; Lepisosteidae
Gene: ly75
Product: lymphocyte antigen 75
Cellular component (GO): external side of plasma membrane
Molecular function (GO): signaling receptor activity
Source: RefSeq, a predicted model, not a curated record